Molecule: messenger RNA, 744 nt
Organism: Colletotrichum truncatum
Lineage: Eukaryota; Fungi; Ascomycota; Sordariomycetes; Glomerellales; Glomerellaceae
Source: RefSeq, a predicted model, not a curated record
AUGUCUAUCCAUGCCACCCUCUACAACAGGCCCUCUGCUAUCGAUGAGGCAAUCUUAUUCGCCGACGCGUCAUGGAGGAAUGAGGAAGAGGACGACGAAGAAGAAAAUAGCGACCAGCGAGGCCAUGGCGGAGAAACACAGAGGUGGGCGGUUGAUCACUCUACAGGCCAUCAUCGCCUCCGAGUAGAUCGCUUUAUCCAAAGGGUUUUAGCAAAGGACUUUGAGCCCGAUAACGCACUGAAGAUGAUCCAAGAGAAGCACACCAUCGACUUCGGGUCUAUCCGGACCGGGUGCACCCAGGCGCAGCCGUCAGAUGGAUACUACCCGCAAUUCUUCCUCGACUUCUUUAGCGUUAUAGGCAAGCCUGGUCAGGCUAUAUCGAAGCGCGACGGCCCGAUCUUCGACAACAUUAUCGUAUCGUUCCAGCGAUGGUCAGCUCCUUACGGCGCCAAGCACAUCAGCGGGAUCCCUUUCGACAUGACCGGGCGAACCUUUCGGAUUGCGCAGGCGGCCACGCGCGAGACCUGGUUCAUCGUCAUGCACCCAGUGACGGGCGAGAUGUCGGAGUUGCCCUCCUCGUCCGCCGACGCCCGCCGGAGGCGGGAGCAGGCCGGCGAGCGAAGCGGCAUGCCCACGCAGUUGGCAAGCGAGUUAGCCUCCUACAUCACCAGCGUAUUUCAAGUUCCCGAGCUCCUGGGGGAGGGCGUCGAGCCCUCGUGGCGCCUCGGCGGGCAGGAAAGCUAG